Messenger RNA from Impatiens glandulifera, 963 nucleotides. RefSeq names its product glycosyltransferase BC10-like. Gene Ontology annotation, cellular component: membrane. Gene Ontology annotation, molecular function: glycosyltransferase activity. The transcript is spliced from 3 exons. The record is from RefSeq and is a predicted model, not a curated record. Lineage: Eukaryota; Viridiplantae; Streptophyta; Magnoliopsida; Ericales; Balsaminaceae. The coding region runs from base 1 to 963 and encodes 320 amino acids.
AUGGGAACUGUCAAAAUCAAUAAUUUCAUGGGUCAGGAUCACAAAGAAGACGACGACCAAGAUUUGAUUAACAGGGAUUCGCCGGAGAUCCGGGGAAGUACGCCGGCCGGCAAGGUGGCUUUCAUGUUCUUGACAAAGGGAUCCCUGCCGAUGGCGCCACUUUGGGAGAAAUUCUUUGAGAAACAUAAAGGAAAUUUCAGUGUUUAUGUUCAUACUCAUCCUCAUUAUAAUUGGACUCUAUCAAAAGACUCUGUUUUUUAUGGCUCAAUAAUUCCAAGCAAGGUUAGUUCAUUUACUACUAUUUAUAUUAUUAUUAGAACUUUCAAUGAAUAUAGUUAUUGUUGGAAUCUAGUUGGUGGAAUGGGGGUAAAUUCAAAUGCCUUGCUUGAACCCACAAAUCAAAGAUUUGUUCUCUUAUCAGAAUCAUGCAUUCCUCUCUUCAAUUUCCCAACCAUUUACUCUUACUUAAUGGGCUCGGCCCAAAACUUUGUGGAAGCCUUUAAUCAGCCCGGCCCAUCAGGCAUCGGCCGAUACAAAAGGUCCUUUACGCCUUUAGUGUUUCCGGCCCAAUGGCUCAAGGGCUCGCAAUGGUUCACCAUAAAUCGUAAUCUCGCCACAACCAUAGUUUUGGAUAGUGAAUACUUCCCGAGAUUCAAGAAUAUUUGUGGGUCCACCACGUGUCAUGCGGACGAACAUUAUUUGCCCACUUUUGUGAAUUUAAGGUUUGCUCAUCAAAAUUCAAAUUGGAGCUUGGCUUGGGUUGAUUGGUCGGGUGGUGGAAUGCAUCCUAGGUCGUUUUUUAGGACGCAUGUAACCGUUGAGUUCUUGAAGGGGUUGAGAAAUGUGAGAAGUUGCGAGUACAAUGAAGAGAAGAGAGCAGUUUGUUGUUUGUUCGCGCGUAAAUUCUUGCCCAAUAGUUUGGUUAGAUUGAUGAAAUUUGCUCCUAAGAUGAUGAGAUUUUGA